Octodon degus (degu) is the source of this 1221-nucleotide messenger RNA. It is a transcript of the gene Zc3h8, whose product is annotated as zinc finger CCCH-type containing 8. Gene Ontology annotation, cellular component: nucleus. Gene Ontology annotation, molecular function: metal ion binding; RNA binding. The coding region runs from base 89 to 1009 and encodes 306 amino acids. Gene Ontology annotation, biological process: negative regulation of DNA-templated transcription. The transcript is spliced from 9 exons. The record is from RefSeq and is a predicted model, not a curated record. NCBI's taxonomy places the organism in Eukaryota, Metazoa, Chordata, Mammalia, Rodentia, Octodontidae.
GGAGCGAGCGGCCCUGCGCGCGGCUCCGGGUUCCUCGGCUCCUCUGCCUCUCAGUCUGUUAGCUUCCCGGCUGGCGCCCGUCCGAGUCAUGGAUUUUGAAAAUCUUUUCUCAAAACCACCCAACCCGGCCCUCGGCAAAAGACCGGCCUCAGACUCUGACGAAAGAACCGUUGAUGAAAUAGAUGAUACAGAAGUUGAAGAGGCUCAAGAAGAAAAAAUAAAAUGGAAAGUUAAACUGGACUGUGAACAGAUUCCCAAAAAAGUUAGGCACCUUGGGAACUGUGCAACAUCAUCAAAGAGUUUGCCCUAUAGAAAAUCAAGAAGUAAAGAUUAUGAGUCAUAUAGUGAUAAUGAUACCUGCAGUCAGGAGCCAGAAAAUAAUUUUGAGAAAGAACUCCAGAAGUACAUACGAGCUAAAGAAAUGGCAAAUGCUGCGCAAUCCCUACUGUCUUCUAAAGAAUCUGUGAAGAAAAAAGAAGUAAAAGAUACUAAGCCAGCUUUUAAACCGAAAAAUAAAAACCAUAAACCCUGUCAUAAGAAUGGUAAACAGAAGAAAGUGAAACAGAAACAGGCUGGCAACAGAGACAGAGGACCAGAUGCCUUAGUGAAGAGGAACGGUCCCCAGGAUGCGGAUGGUGAGGCUAAGGAGAAGCAACAGCACGUGAGAAUGAGUCAGGGAUUCAUCAACCAGCACACAGUGGAACGCAAGGGAAAGAAAGUUUGCAAGUAUUUUCUCGAAAGGAAAUGUAUUAAGGGAGACCAGUGUAAGUUUGAUCAUGAUACAGAGAUGGAAAAGAAACAGGAAAUGUGCAAGUUUUAUGUGCAGGGAUAUUGUACCCGAGGGGAAGACUGCCUGUAUUUGCAUAAUGAGUACCCUUGCAAGUUCUAUCACACGGGGGCAAAAUGUUACCAGGGAGAGCACUGCAGGUUUUCACACGCUCCCCUCACGGCUGAAACGCAAGAGCUGUUGGCUAAAGUUUUGGAUACUGAAAAGAAGACAUGUAAAUAAAAUAGACUAAAAAAGCUUUGUAUAGAUGAAGAGUGGUUAUGCCGCUCCUGUUCCAGAUUGGUGGUUUGGAGUCACUCACAGGAGGCCUCCCUUGGAGCACCCUCUGGCACCAGCGUAUGCAGCUCUUCUGCUGAUGGCACAGCGCACUGUGAAGGAAGAGUGUCUUCGCUCGGUGCUCCUGCCCUUGGGACCGGAGAGGAGGGCUGCUCUGA